This is a messenger RNA of Nematocida parisii ERTm1, 831 nucleotides long. RefSeq lists its product as uncharacterized. The record is from RefSeq and is a predicted model, not a curated record. Bases 1 to 831 code for a protein of 276 amino acids. The transcript has a single exon. NCBI's taxonomy places the organism in Eukaryota, Fungi, Microsporidia.
AUGUUUUAUCCAGGUGUAUUUGUAUCUAAAGACAGUUUGCUAUACAGAAUGUACGUUCAUUCCUGUAUAAGAAGAGUUAAUACAGUAAUACCCAUAGAUUCAUUAAAAGAGUGUUUUUCUACUGUAGAUGCAAACAACUUGUCUCUAAGACUGCAGUCUAGACUGAUGAUUUCUGUGGCAAGUAGUCUUCUUUUUCACUACAGACAGACACUUUCUGCGCUUGUCAAAAUAAUAGGUAAGGAUGUGCGUAUAGAUAAGACGGUAUCUAGUAGAGUAGCAAGUAAAAAUGCAAUUACAUAUAAGUAUAAUAUAAAUGUACUGUGCAGCACUAUUAACUACACUAUACAAUUACCUACAGAAGAUAUAGAAUGCAUGAGAGGCGGGUCUAUAAUUUUAGCAGAGAGUAUUACACAGAGCACACACUCAAUGCAUGAUAUGUAUACAGCGCCCCAAGCAGAAGAGACAGUUAAAAGAAUUAAAUUAGAUAAAACAAUAGAUAUAUCUAGAGAGACAGUGGUAGGAAGGGAGUGUUCUAGUACAAAGUGGUAUCAGAGCAUGAUAGAUGCCAUUAUACUCAAUUCAUCAGAAUACUAUGAACCAGAUACGCCUGCUGAUAUAUCUUCAAUUGAAGCUAUAAGAAGAUAUUCUUCAGAGCAAACAGAUGAUGUACUUUUAAUGGACAGAAGUAUGUCCAUUCCGAUCUCAAAUAGCAUUCCUAUUGCUACAAGCAAUCAAAGACUCGCAGACUUUAUUAGCUUGCUAUAUGAAGUAACAGAAGGCAAAGUAUCUGCUAUUCAAGCAGUGCCAUACGGAAGAAUAAUCCGAAUAUAA